Molecule: messenger RNA, 1449 nt
Organism: Cryptomeria japonica (Japanese cedar)
Lineage: Eukaryota; Viridiplantae; Streptophyta; Pinopsida; Cupressales; Cupressaceae
Exons: 3
Coding region: 1-1449 (482 amino acids)
Biological process (GO): DNA repair; telomere maintenance
Molecular function (GO): DNA helicase activity
Source: RefSeq, a predicted model, not a curated record
AUGGAGAGCAGUAGAAGAUUUGUUAAUCUAAAUGUGUCACGUGAAGUUUUCAAACUUGUAAUAGUAAAUAAUGAGGAGAAUGAUAAUGAACAAAAAAAAUCUUUCAUUGAUGGAUAUAAAACAAGGCCUAUUUCUAUGGAAGGUGUCACAUUGAUUGAUGCAGCCAAAUCAUGGAUAUACAAUCCUAGAAGAAGAGAUAAAUGGGCUGACUUCUGUUUAUCAGAUUUAUUACUCUACAAACCAUUCUGUAACAUUGAAAGAGAUAUUGGUCAUGACAAUGACUCCAUAAAAGCAAAAUGGGAGUCAUUUAAUGAUAAUCCUUGGCAUGUGGAAAGAAUUAUAACUUUACAAAAUGUUGAAGCUACCAGUGAUUUUGAAAAUGAAGAAAAUGGAACUAUUCAACAAAAUACUAUAGAGCAUGAAUGGGAGAUUAUAUCUAGACUUCAUGACAGUCAACAUAUGCAACAUUCUGAAAUAGAUAUGUUGGGAAAAAGGGACAUUGAUAGAAGUGCAGAUUGGUCUAAUGAAUAUCAAGGUGAAGAGUACACAGUUGGAGCAAUCAAUUUUAUAAGCAACAUGAAGGAGCAUGGAUGUCUCAUCUAUGAUGAUAUACCACAAUGCAUCAACUACACAACCCUCAGUGAUAAACAACAAAAGGCAGUCAACAUAAUUAUGACACAUUAUUAUAGCAAUCGAGAAGGGAUGCAUUUGUUCAUGAUAAUUCAAGGAACAACAGGAACAGGAAAAUCAUAUCUGAUUGGUGCCAUUAAUCAAUCUUUUCAAAAUGCAACAAUGCCAUGUCAUUCUCUCCUUCUAUUACUUGCACCAACAGGAGUUGUAGCCUUCAAUAUAGGAGCCUCUAUAGUUCAUUCAAAACUAAAAAUUCCAAUAAGAGAUUUUUCUGAACUAGAAGGAACAAGGCUUACAAGUUUUCAAGAAGAAAUGCCACAUAUCAAAUAUAUUUUGAUUGAUGAAAUGAGCUUCAUUGGUCAAAACAUGUUGGAGAAUACAGAUUCUCGACUUAGACAAGCAUUCCCACAAAGUGCAGACAUGAGCUUUGCAUAUAAAGUAUUCAGACAAGAUGGAGAAAACAUUCAGCAACAAAGGUUUCGUCAACUUUUGACAAAUCUAAGAGAUGCAAACCCAAAAAUUGAUGACUGGAGGUUGCUAAUGAUGAUAACCCCUAUUAGCUUAGAUGUUGCAAGCAACAAUGAUUUUGACAAUGCUGUCCACUUGUUCUCUACAAAUGAAAAUGUUCAUAAUCACAAUAAGAGAAUGCUAUAUUCAUUGAACCAUCCCAUUGCAUGUAGUCUUGCAGCAAGAGCAAGAAGUGUUAAUACAAUAGAGGAUUGUUCAAAUGAUGAACUUGAUCUAGAUUUGUUGAUCAGUAAGAAUUCAAGGGUGAUGCUGAAUUCAAAUCUUUGGAUAAAAGCAGGUCUUGUAAAUUGA